GGAGAGACUCGAGACAACAAACAAGCACGCAGGCAAUAAAGAUGAGACAAUACGAUUUCAUCCUGUGAUAUGAUGCAGGAAACCACCUAAACAUUAACCCCACUGCAGGAGUGGAAGCAGUUUAAGAGCGAAAAGGCGAAAGGCACCAGACCUCUCCUCUUCUGUAGUGUCUUACCAGCACACAGUUCAGGACUGCAGGAGAGAUGUCAAAGUCAUUUCCACGCCUGGGUCGACCGAGCUCAGCAGAUUCAAAGAGUCCCAGUUCAAGAAAGGAAUUGCAAGGUAACAGCUCAUGCAUGCUGCGCAUUGGAGAGAGGCUGAUGAGAGCCGGCAGUGAAGGAAACCUGCUCCAAAAACCACAGCCGUCACAGAGCAGGAACCAGGCAUCCUCUAUGGCAUCUGGAAUAAUCUGGAAGUCUCAACCUGUGGAGGUCCGAGGGGCUGGGAAACACCUUACGAAAAAAGACCUCAAUAAAAGCUCAUUUGGAAAGUCGACUUCCUCAGCCACCUUCAUCAGUCCUCGGCUGCAGAGGAAACAUCACAUUGACAACAGCCAAAUCUAUGACCAAUGCAUAACCUUUCAAUCGCCUCAAGGCUCCUGCAGCACUUUGCCUCGAAAUUUCACUGCCAACUGCAGCAGUGAGAGUGAGCUGGACAGGCUGAUCAUGCAACAUGCUUUGGUGGAACGGAAGAAGGAGGUGAUCCUGGACCAUCUACGGCAAAAGUAUCCACACCAUGCGGCCAUAGUCACAGACCACCGGGUACGGAUGAGGGACCAGGAAAGAAAGACAGGGGAAGCCAGUGCCUGUCCCAGUUUCCUGGGUUCCACAGGAAUCAUGGCUGAAACAAAUCUGCUUCCCAGUUCUGCACCCUUUACUCGAGGCAGUAAAGUGAGAGCAAGUCUGCCUGUCAGUCGCACGUCUGGUCCAACAGGGGUGCUGUAUUUGCAAUACGGAGACGAGACCAAGCAAGUGCGGAUGCCUGGUGAGAUCAGCAGCAUGGACACGCUAAGAGCAAUGUUUGUCACCGCCUUCCCUCAGCUGCUCACUAUGAAGGAUCUACGGUCACACAACACAGCCAUCUACAUGAAAGACCCCAGCCGCAACGUUUACUUUGACCUCGAUGACAUCAGAAAUAUCACCUCUCAUUCCUGCUUGAAGCUCUAUCACAGAGAUGCAACUCAGCUUGUCAGCCUGGUCCACUCCGAGGCACGGAUAUCCAAGGAGGUCCUGUAUGGAAACCAUAGUCCUGUCCACAGAGGUUCACCAUCUAGUCGUAUUUCUCUGCAAAGCUUGCAGGGCUCCAUGUCUCCACCCAUGGUUCGCUCCAUGCCGUCCUCUCCCUCCAGAAUAGCAUAUGGUGGUAAGGGCACACGAGCAAGGGGGGAUGCAGUCUGUGCCACAGUAUCAAGGGAACGGCUAUUCUCAUCAAAGCGCUCUGGCAGCCUGUGCAGCAGCAGCAGUGCCAUCCUGGAGAGAAGAGAUGUCAUGCCAGAUGAGGACAUGGCCCGGGUGGUGCUUAGCGAAAGAGGGCCACACUACCCAGGUUCCCUCUGCCUCUCCCAACACGAUGAAGGAGGUUCCAUCAACAUCUCCUCCUCCCGCUGCAGUGCCCCUCCCUCAAUUUCUUCACACCUUUUGGAUAAUGGGAUUCCUGUUGGCCUAAGGCAGUACCGCGCUUCUGUGAAACCACUGUUGGGCUAUGGAGACACCGUUGAGCAACAGACUAGAUCCCCCAACAGUUCAGUGAGACAAAGCAGUAGUGUUGCCAUGAUGGAAAUUAUGAGUGGGAGCAGAGGAAAUGGCUCGACAUCAUCUACCUCAUCCGUGUUUACGGACAGUCCUUUCUCACAAUCUGCAGGUCAUAUGAUACCUAUUAAUGCACAAAGCGAAAGAAUGAAAGCCAUGGAGGAGCAGAUUGCCGGUUUGGCAGGCUUAGUUCACCAGGCCCUGUCUGCAGGAGUUGAUAUCUCAGAGAUCAAAGAUCUGAGAAGUGACAUCACAGGAAAUAGUCAAUCCGAUUGCUUACUGGCUGAAGACGUCUUCAGCACCCCCAGUUCAGCCCCUCCCUCUCUGAUGUCACCACCGUCUAGUAUGGCAAUGCAACAGAACAUGGCAUCACUGACAAGAAACUUGGCUGAACUGCGACUACAACUCAUCGAGCUCCGACACUUGCAGCUGAAGAACUACCAGGCAGUGAGCUCAAUGCUGAGAAUGGCGGGUCAAGAACUGGUGCUCACCAUGUGUGAUCGACUGGCUCAGUCGGAGGAGGCCAUAUACAGCCGCAGGGCAAAAAUGGAGGAAGAGAGGAUUCACUACCAGGCUGCUCAGGAGAGAAUUCUGCGGCAGCUCAGUGAAUUAGAAGAAUAUGUGGCACAUAUGCAGGCAACCACCUCCAAUUCUGGUCAGCUGUCCAUCUCUCUGAGAGAUGUGGAGGAGGGAGCAAUCAACCUCAGGCGGGUUGGAGAGGAGCUGGCUGUUAUCAAAGGUGAAUUUCCAGAACUGCAAAUGAAGAUGCGGUCAGUGCUGCGACCAGAGCUGGAAGCGGUAAGGUUCCUGAAGGAAGAGCCCUUAAAGAUGGAUUCCAUGUUAAAGAGGGUCAAAGUCCUGACUGAAACUCUCAGCUUACUCCGCAGGUGUGUGACUGAAUCUCGCCCCCUGCCCAGAUCAGUCCAUGCCGACAUAUGUCUGGGGCCACAGAAGAGUCCUGACAGCUCCCCUAAGCCUCAUCCCAGAUCUUCAGUGCGGACCAGCUCUACCUUUGAGCAUGACCAGUCAGCCUCUCACAUUAUUACUCAAAGAAUGAAGAUGCCGUCCAGUGGCGAAAGCUCCCCACCAACACCCAGGCAUGGGCAUGACUUGACCCCGGUGGCAACGGUGAUGGAGAGAGAAGCACCGGAGGGGAGUCAGAAUGGAGACCCCAACACCGUGAACCAAAACCUCUUAAAUUUGGAGGCCCAUGCCCAGAUGUCCAGUGCAGGAGAGGAUACACCUUUGGAGCGAGCACAUCAAGUCUCAGUAUUACAGCAUGACCAGCCUCAACAGCAGAAUGUGGAUGAAGAUGUCAAAACACUUUCCCUCUCAGAAUCGUCCUCAGCCUCUACGUCCUCUGAGCUUCAAAGUUCAGUAGAGAAGCCCGUUUGUUCCACAGUGGACAAAAAACUCCCACCAAGUCAAGAUGGAGGGUGCAAAUCCCUGGUACCGCCCCCAAGAAAGCUGAAAGCUGCCACUUUGGUUAGAAGCGAGAAAAGACCUGGAGAAUCCAUCUUGGCUGGAAAACAGGAGGACCAAAGGCAACCUGUGGCAGCCCAGCCCAAACCUCCACGACACCCACCUGAGGUCAAGCCUAAACCAAAGAGGUAUCCUCGAGCUCUACUGGACACUACUUCAGGCUCGGUUCAAAACGACUCAGGAGACACAAAGACAGACAAGCAGGUGACUCAUGACACUUUGAAACAUUUUCCCGGGAAAAACAUUCAAGUUAAUCAACACAACGGAGGAUCUCCGCCAUCACAGUGUGUGAAUCACUAUUGCAUCGUCACUGAACCUGUGGAAGUCACUUCUGCGCAGAGUAUGGGGAAGAACAAAAGUGGGGAUUAUGGGCUUCCAUUUGUGGCGAACCAGAGACCUGAGGAGAAGUUAUCGGUGAGGAGUUUGCCCACAGUUCUUACCUUGCCUAAAGACAAUGAUAAAGAUAUAUCUGUGAGUCCAGAGCAAGGUUUUACUUGGCCAGACUCCUCUUUCCAUGGCUCAGCAAGCAUCCACAGCAGAGGGCCGAUCAAAGAUGACCUUUUAUCUGUGAACAAGGUUCCAUCCCCAGAUGGAGCAGGACGUUUGAGCGCUGAUGCUACCAGUGAUGAUAGUCCUCCUCCGCCGAGUGAAAUUAACCAUUGUUUGUCACCAACCAGACCCAAGCCUGAAAACACAGACAAUGAAUCUGACAUUGUCACUGAUAGUGUGGACUCGUCUACUUACUUGGCCUAUGAGAACCUGGGCUUUGAGCUAAAUGAUGAUAAUUCACCUAUUGUUGUUAUCUUAGAAGAGCCCAUGGAUGUCCACCUAGAGAACCAAUGUCUGUCCACCAUCUAUGAAUGUGAAGAGGAGGAUCAUGUAAAGGGGGAUGAAAAUAUGCUUCCAAUUGUUAAAGAGUUUACAGGGAAUUCGCCUAUAGAUAUACUUGAUUCCACUCUUGACUUGAAGCCAAAGCCGAAACGAAAAUUCAAAUUCAAAUUUCCCCAAAAGAAGCUUGCUGCGAUUAGGCAGGCCAUUCGAUGGUCAUCAAAAUCCGGUAAAAAGACUGAUGUGGUCUGUGAUAAAGAGGAGAAGGUGGAGGUUAAGAAACAUGGUGCAGAAUGCAAAACCAGGAGUACAGAUGAUCGCAAAGGUUUUGGAAACACAAGUGAGAGAAUCCCAGGGGUUAUGGACAUCCAUCAAUCCUCGACAAAGUGUGAUCAUAAGACCUGCAAAAGCACACAUGAGUCCGCCGCUAGUCUGGAAGAAUCCAUGAAACAACUGGAUCUGGGUGUGGAGAGUAUUGCAGUCCCUCACCACACGCCCAACGUCCGGUCACCUCCAGUCUCCCCCAGUUCCAUAUCACACUACAGAGAUGAAACUGUGCUCAAAGGCAGUAUCAAACGGGACCGUGAGAGGAGCCUGUCAAAAAGACCUGUACCUCCAAUCGUCAUGGCGCAAACUCCACCCGCGAGCAAAAGAGCCAAGCCACAGCCUGCCCAACAGUCAGGAAAACCAUCUGAGAAGAAACAGACACCAGGGGGCAGCAUCAGCUCAUCGGCUACAAACACAAGCCAGCAGUAGGUGAACCUGACGCAGCUCUGUCAACUGUGAGUCAUAUCCCUGGAAAGCAGCCUUCGAUCUCAGUCUCCACCCUACACUUCAUUGGCGCUGCAGACCUUCUGCUCCUCCUCCUUCUCAAGGAAACUCUUCUUCUCAUCUCUAAAUCAGACUGUGCUCCAAGCUCCUUCUCUUCUCCUCCUCCUCCUCAUCUCGCUUGCGAACCAUCAUUAAUCCCAUCUGAUUUGUCUAUUUCCUUGGUCCAGACGUAGCAUGUUGCCCGAGUGGAGGAGGCAACAGAAGCUCCCACCAGCGCCAGACUUCGACUCGUCGGCCCUCUUCUUAUUUGAUCCUCUCUCUGGAGGUAGUUUUAUAAAUGUGGUCUGCUCUGUGGUGUUGACCUUAGUAUCACUGUGCAAUUUCUGAUCCAUUGUGGAAGUUGAUGUCUAUAGUGUUUCUUUCCAGACUGAGAAGUGCUCAGUUGACUGCACAUGAACAGCACCACACGUGUCAAUCACUGUGAUUCACUGGGAACUGUUCUUGUUAGUGAUGUCACCCCACGGUUUUUCAGUGCAGCUUGCCGUCCAGUGGCUGCAGUUGCACGGCUCGGGUCCUUUGUUGAAAAUGUGGUGACUAACCUCAGACAUCAUUGGUUCUCCCAGUCUAGAGUGGAGGGUGAGCAUGUGCAGGGCGGAACCGUGGUGAUGGACUUUCACCCAUCUACCAGUGAUGGCCAACUCUUUUAUCAUUUGGCCUCCACUUGAAGUCAACCAUAAGGCAUGGUUUUUAUCAUGAAGCUCCUCGCUUUACUAAACUUCCUGUCCCUUAGGAUUAAGUUGCUUGUUUUUAUACCUAAUUUAAACCAACAAUUACUCGGCCACAGAAGCGUUGAAGAUGUCAAGUAUACAUACCGCAUCUUUGUCACUGUUAAUGAAUUUUAUUAAACCCUCUGUAAUACAUGUUGUGAAAUGGCUGGCAAGCACCUCCUUCCUUCUUUGUCCUUCAAGCCUCAGUUUACAUUCUAUGAUACCAAGUUGCUCUUCUCAUUCUACCUGUCCAGAUUUCAAAUGUAAUUUCCCACUAGAUAUUUAUGUAGCAUUCUGUUCUGUGAUGAAGCUGCAUGGCUACAGGAGACUGUCAAGGCAUGUAUGUGUGUCAUGGUCGUGUAUGAUGAGAUGAGACAGCGCUGCACUCUCAGGAGCUCUGGAACACUCACUGAGACUUUGCUGUGAAUGAUAACUAUCAUGUGUCUUCUUGCACCAACCAUAGUGGAGCAUAUCAGCUCUGAAAAUGGGAUAAGGUGAGAAAGGACUAGGAAAGCACUCCGAGCAGAGACACCUCCGCCAAGCCGACUGGAAUUUUUUCACCUCGCACUGUAGUCCGAUUUGUUUUAGCAAUCAAAUACCUUCUGCAACACCAACGAAAAAUGGAAUGAACUGAAAAAAAAAACUGACUCGUGAUGAUUUAAAAUUCCUGUAUAGGUCUGUAACUGUAGUUUGAGUUUCCAACAGUCUGCCAAAACAAAACCUCCUUCAGGGACAUAUUAGAGGUGGGCCACAGGAAGUUCAGGAACACACACACACACACACACACACACACACAGUCAUCUCUGUAACACACACUGGAGCUUUCGGAGUCGCUACCGUAACAACUAGACCCUUUUUUUCGCGGGAUGGCGAGGUGGGUGUAUGUAGAUCGCGCGCUAGCGUGACGCCAGCUUCUGACGCGUCCUACUCAGAGUCUGUCCAUAACUUGUUCAGUGACGUUUCACCUAGUCAGACAUUGAAAUGCAAAUCUAACCUUUAAACCAGUAGAUAUCCUCAGUGAGUCAGAAGUCGCGCUGACAUAGCUACAGCAUACAUUGCAUGAGAUGUACCAAUAUCAAGCAGUGGGAGUUUUUGACAUAAGAAAUGAAAAGAAGAAGUAUAUCUGACUGUUUGGCUGACCUAUUUUUGUAUAUUUCGUUUUCUAUGUGUUUAUUUGCUUUUACUCUGCUUGUAUUUUGUUGUCUAAAGAGUGUUGUGUAUAUUUUGACCAAUGACUAACGUCAAAAUGAACAUAAAACAUUGAUCAAAUGAAUGGAGUGAUUGCUUAAAGUGGUUUUGAGUGCCCUCUGGUGGUUGAACUUCUAUUCUUUUUCAUACUAGUUGGGAAUCAUCCCUGCAGAAAAACACAGGGCCACACUACCACCACCUCGGCCCACAGCACCUGACAACUUCAUUGUGCUCUGGGGCCCGCUCUCUUGGACGCACACCUCACUUUCACCUUGGUUUCCUUCCACUUCGAUCCGUGACACACAGUCAAAU
Messenger RNA from Synchiropus splendidus (mandarinfish), 7096 nucleotides. Its product is annotated as sickle tail protein. The coding region runs from base 204 to 4814 and encodes 1536 amino acids. Gene Ontology annotation, cellular component: cytoplasm. The record is from RefSeq and is a predicted model, not a curated record. The transcript is spliced from 23 exons. NCBI's taxonomy places the organism in Eukaryota, Metazoa, Chordata, Actinopteri, Syngnathiformes, Callionymidae.